Molecule: messenger RNA, 3415 nt
Organism: Oryza sativa Japonica Group (Japanese rice)
Lineage: Eukaryota; Viridiplantae; Streptophyta; Magnoliopsida; Poales; Poaceae
Product: putative aconitate hydratase, cytoplasmic
Biological process (GO): tricarboxylic acid cycle; citrate metabolic process
Cellular component (GO): mitochondrion; cytosol
Molecular function (GO): 4 iron, 4 sulfur cluster binding; aconitate hydratase activity; iron-responsive element binding
Source: RefSeq, a predicted model, not a curated record
AACCCGUGCAACCCGCGAGGCCGCCAACCCCCAUCUCGUCUCGGCAACCCUACUCGCGCUUGCCCACCACGCGUCUCUCCCAAAAUUCGCGGCCUCCUAUAUAACGCCGUCUCGAUCUCUCUCUCUCCUCCUCCUCCGCUUCGCAGACCAGCCAGCCAUGCCUCCCCUCACGAGCGCCCUCCUCUCCCGCUCCUCCUCUACCCGCAUCCCCGCCGCGGCGGCGGCGGCGGCGGCGAUCUCGAAUCCCGCGGGCGCCGCCGCGUCGUCGUCGUCGCCGUCACCGCCGCCUCCGAGCUCUCGCCCCAGGCCGGCGUCCCCCUUCGCGUCCGGCCUCGCUGGCCGCAUCUUCGGCGGCCGCCGCGCCGCCGCGCGCUCCUCGUCGUCCGCCGCGGCCGUCUUCGAGCGGCGCUUCGCCUCGGCGGCGGCGAAGAACUCGUACGAUGAAAUCCUGACGGGCCUCGCGAAGCCGGGAGGCGGAGCGGAGUUCGGGAAAUACUACAGCCUGCCCGCGCUAUCCGAUCCGCGGAUCGAGCGACUCCCUUACUCGAUAAGGAUUCUUCUCGAGUCGGCAAUCAGAAACUGUGAUGAGUUCCAGGUCACCGGGAAGGACGUUGAGAAAAUCCUGGACUGGGAGAACAGCGCACCAAAGCAAGUCGAAAUCCCAUUUAAGCCAGCCCGUGUCCUCCUCCAGGAUUUCACUGGUGUUCCAGCAGUGGUUGAUCUUGCGUGCAUGAGGGAUGCUAUGAGCAAACUUGGCAGUGACCCAAACAAAAUUAAUCCUCUGGUACCUGUAGAUCUUGUUAUUGAUCAUUCAGUACAAGUUGAUGUGGCAAGAUCAGAAAAUGCUGUUCAGGCAAAUAUGGAGCUAGAGUUCCAUCGUAACAAGGAGAGGUUUGGAUUUUUGAAAUGGGGUUCAACUGCUUUCCGUAACAUGCUUGUUGUUCCACCUGGAUCUGGAAUUGUGCAUCAGGUUAACCUUGAAUAUCUGGCCAGAGUUGUGUUUAACAAUGGUGGGAUCCUUUACCCUGAUAGUGUUGUUGGAACAGACUCCCACACAACUAUGAUAGAUGGUCUUGGUGUUGCUGGAUGGGGAGUUGGUGGUAUAGAGGCAGAAGCUACAAUGCUUGGCCAGCCAAUGAGCAUGGUAUUGCCAGGAGUUGUGGGCUUCAAGUUAACAGGGAAGCUGAGGAACGGUGUUACUGCUACAGAUUUGGUUCUAACAGUAACUCAAAUGCUUAGGAAACAUGGCGUUGUCGGAAAAUUUGUUGAAUUUUACGGGGGAGGCAUGAGUGAAUUAUCACUGGCUGAUAGGGCUACAAUUGCAAACAUGUCACCAGAAUAUGGUGCAACUAUGGGUUUCUUCCCAGUUGAUGGAAAGACAUUGGACUACUUGAAGCUAACUGGCAGAAGUGAUGACACUGUGGCCAUGAUAGAGUCUUACCUGCGUGCCAAUAAGAUGUUCGUCGACUACAACCAGCCUGAAGCUGAAAGAGUGUACUCAUCUUAUCUGGAACUUAACUUGGAGGAGGUAGAGCCAUGCUUGUCUGGACCAAAACGGCCUCAUGACCGAGUGACUUUGAAGAACAUGAAAUCAGAUUGGCUGUCUUGCUUGGAUAAUGAUGUAGGCUUCAAGGGUUUUGCUGUCCCCAAAGAAUCACAGGGUAAAGUUGCUGAGUUCUCUUUCCAUGGGACACCAGCAAAGCUAAAGCAUGGUGAUGUUGUAAUUGCUGCUAUAACCAGUUGCACCAACACAUCAAAUCCUAAUGUAAUGCUGGGAGCUGCUUUAGUUGCCAAAAAGGCUUGUGAAUUAGGCCUUGAGGUCAAGCCAUGGAUUAAGACAAGUCUUGCACCUGGUUCUGGAGUUGUGAAGAAGUACUUGGACAAGAGUGGUCUGCAGAAAUAUCUAGACCAGCUUGGCUUCCAUAUUGUAGGCUAUGGUUGCACAACCUGCAUAGGAAAUUCUGGAGAACUUGAUGAAACAGUAUCUGCUGCAAUUUCUGACAACGAUAUUGUCGCUGCUGCCGUGUUAUCUGGAAACAGAAAUUUUGAAGGGCGUGUGCACGCAUUAACCAGAGCAAAUUAUCUUGCCUCUCCUCCAUUGGUUGUGGCCUAUGCCCUUGCUGGCACGGUCAAUAUUGAUUUUGAGAAAGAACCAAUUGGCAUCUCGAAAGAUGGGAAGGAGGUUUACUUCAGGGACAUCUGGCCUUCCACUGAAGAGAUUGCUGAGGUUGUUAAAUCAAGUGUGCUACCUGACAUGUUUAAGAGCACAUACGAGGCAAUAACCAAAGGAAAUCCUAUGUGGAAUGAGCUGUCUGUAUCAGCAAGCACUCUCUACCCAUGGGACCCGACAUCUACUUACAUCCAUGAGCCUCCUUAUUUCAAGGAUAUGACAAUGUCCCCUCCUGGCCCACGGCCUGUGAAGGAUGCUUACUGUCUCCUGAACUUUGGUGACAGUAUCACAACUGAUCACAUCUCACCUGCCGGAAGUAUUCACCCUGACAGCCCUGCUGCUAGAUAUCUGAAGGAGCGUGGUGUUGAAAGGAAGGACUUCAACUCAUAUGGCAGUCGGCGAGGAAAUGAUGAGAUCAUGGCUAGGGGAACUUUUGCCAACAUUCGCCUUGUGAACAAGUUCUUGAAGGGUGAGGUUGGCCCAAAAACCAUCCAUAUUCCAUCAGGGGAGAAGCUCUCUGUUUUCGACGCUGCUACGAAAUACAAGAAUGAAGGACAUGACACUAUUAUCCUGGCUGGUGCUGAGUACGGUAGUGGAAGCUCUCGGGAUUGGGCUGCGAAGGGUCCAAUGCUACAGGGAGUCAAGGCUGUGAUUGCUAAGAGCUUUGAAAGGAUUCACCGCAGCAACCUUGCUGGUAUGGGUAUCAUUCCUCUAUGCUUCAAGUCAGGGGAGGACGCCGACACCCUUGGAUUGACUGGCCAUGAGCGUUUCACGGUUCACCUCCCGGCCAAUGUAAGUGAGAUCAAGCCUGGGCAAGAUGUUACUGUGACGACUGAUAAUGGGAAGUCCUUCACUUGCACACUUCGAUUUGACACUGAGGUGGAGCUUGCAUACUACGACAAUGGUGGCAUUUUACCGUAUGUCAUCAGAAAGAUCGCCGAGCAGUAGGAUGAACGCUCAAGAAGAUUGCGAUGAGGCGAAUCGUAAUUGUUGUAAACAGCUUGAUUAGCGCAACCCCAUUUUUUAGGAAUACCUUUCAAAUAACCUUCUGAGAUAUCCGCGAAGAACUCAGAAAUUUUGUGAGCUACUACACUUGCAGUUGUACGCUGCCACGGGAAAUGCGGCGCUAAAUGACGCUAUGUGAACAUUAACAUUUUCACUUAAACACACGUUGCUAAUAAUUUUCCGGCAUUUGCAACUGACGAAGUGACGAGUAUACAUGCUACUAGAUAUUCUUUUGUUUCA